AUGCGUAAGCUCGCAAUUGUAAGGGAAUGUAUCUCAGUCCACAUCGGCCAAGCCGGAGUCCAGAUCGGAAAUGCCUGCUGGGAGCUAUACUGCCUGGAGCACGGCAUCCAGCCUGAUGGCCAGAUGCCCUCCGACAAAACCUUGGGAGGCGGAGACGAUUCCUUUAAUACCUUCUUCAGCGAAACUGGCGCUGGGAAGCACGUCCCUAGAGCCGUGUUCGUGGACCUCGAGCCUACUGUCGUAGACGAAGUCCGCACCGGUACAUACCGUCAACUCUUUCAUCCGGAACAGCUUAUUACUGGUAAAGAAGACGCGGCGAACAACUACGCGCGCGGUCACUACACCAUCGGAAAAGAAAUCGUAGAUGUCGUCUUGGACAGGAUUAGGAAGCUGGCUGAUCAAUGUACUGGUCUGCAGGGAUUUCUAGUUUUCCACUCGUUCGGAGGCGGCACUGGGUCCGGCUUCACCUCGCUGCUGAUGGAACGUCUGUCAGUAGAUUAUGGAAAGAAGUCUAAACUGGAAUUCUCCAUAUACCCUGCUCCUCAAGUGUCAACAGCAGUGGUGGAACCUUACAACUCCAUCCUCACGACCCACACGACGCUGGAGCACUCGGAUUGCGCGUUCAUGGUCGACAACGAAGCGAUCUACGACAUCUGCCGUCGAAACCUCGACAUUGAGCGCCCCACCUAUACCAACCUCAAUAGGCUCAUUGGACAGAUCGUGUCCUCGAUCACCGCGUCUCUUCGUUUCGACGGCGCCCUCAACGUGGAUCUGACGGAGUUCCAGACCAACUUGGUGCCCUAUCCUCGCAUCCACUUCCCUCUCGCUACAUAUGCACCUGUCAUCUCCGCGGAGAAGGCCUACCACGAACAGCUCACAGUUGCGGAGAUCACCAACGCCUGUUUUGAACCUGCGAAUCAGAUGGUGAAAUGUGAUCCGCGUCACGGCAAAUACAUGGCUUGUUGUAUGCUGUACAGAGGUGACGUGGUACCAAAAGACGUGAAUGCUGCCAUCGCUACCAUCAAGACUAAGAGAACCAUCCAAUUCGUAGACUGGUGUCCUACAGGGUUCAAGGUGGGCAUCAACUACCAGCCACCCACAGUGGUGCCAGGAGGAGACCUCGCUAAAGUGCAGCGAGCAGUUUGCAUGUUAUCCAACACUACCGCCAUCGCUGAGGCUUGGGCAAGACUCGACCACAAAUUUGACUUGAUGUACGCCAAACGUGCUUUCGUCCACUGGUACGUUGGAGAAGGUAUGGAGGAGGGAGAGUUUUCAGAGGCUCGUGAGGACUUGGCGGCACUUGAAAAGGACUAUGAGGAAGUCGGUGUUGACUCCACUGAGGGCGAGCUUGAUGAGGAAAACGAGUACUAGAAGAAACUCUGUCAUCAAAACCAGUGUUGCAAUACAUUAAAAUUAGUGACGUAGCUACCGUUAUAUCUACCGUAAGAAUUACAAGGCGCUUUGAAAUAUAGGGCUCCUACGAAUUCUUGUAAGACCACGAAUUCUUGUAUUCACAAUAAAAAUAUUUUGUUCCA
Messenger RNA from Melitaea cinxia (Glanville fritillary), 1535 nucleotides. RefSeq names its product tubulin alpha-1A chain-like (gene Tua2). The record is from RefSeq and is a predicted model, not a curated record. NCBI's taxonomy places the organism in Eukaryota, Metazoa, Arthropoda, Insecta, Lepidoptera, Nymphalidae. The coding region runs from base 1 to 1371 and encodes 456 amino acids. The transcript is spliced from 10 exons. Gene Ontology annotation, biological process: microtubule cytoskeleton organization; mitotic cell cycle. Gene Ontology annotation, molecular function: structural constituent of cytoskeleton; GTP binding. Gene Ontology annotation, cellular component: microtubule; cytoplasm.